UAAGUUUCUACAAGCUCUGGCUAAGUUGAUUUUCGCCCAAAUUCAGUAAUUGGUUCUGGUCUGGAAUCAAUGGAAGUCCUCUUCCUCCAUCUAUUACUUCUUACCAGUGGGCAGUAAUGAGUAGAAGUAGAAAAGUAGAAACUCGAAUGAGUCAUGACAAGUCACCAAAGCAAAAACUAAAGCUUUGAGAGUUGAGAGUCGCAGAAAGUGGUUCCCUUUUUGAAAGUUUUCACUUUCACCCAUAAGUGAAAAACAAGAGGAAAACAAUUCCAUAAAAAAACACAUAAAAAGAAAGAAUGUAAGCUAAAGAGGCAUCGCAAGAAGAACACUUGCUUUUUGCGUACAUCAAAUUGAUGGUUAUUGUUAUAUACACACCAUAAUACAAACAAAAGACAUUGAAAACAACACCCAACAAAACUCUUCCCUACACCAUCUCCUCCCCAGCAAUGGAAUGACCCUUUCCCUGUUCCUCUACCACCGGGCACAGAGCUCCAUCACCACCACCACCACCACCCUUCUCUCUUCUUAUCCUGUACACCCACUUUCUUGUCAAAUAUAAAUUUGAUCAUUAUAUCAACGACCAGAUUGGGAUACCUUGGGAGAGGAGAUUGGGGUCAGCGUAACUGAGAGAUGUGGGAUGCUUCAGGCAUUGAUGAAUCUGCUUUCUUUAUGUUUUAGGCCGUUUGGGCACGAUAGCAGCACUAGUGGCAACUUUGAGUCAGCUGGUGUUGGAAAAGAAGGGAAAGACGGGUUGCUUUGGUAUAGAGAUAUUGGGAGAUAUGGGUCUGGAGAUUUUUCAAUGGCUGUUGUGCAAGCUAAUCAAGUACUCGAGGACAAGUGCCAGAUCGAGUCUGGAUCGUUUGGGACUUUUAUUGGUGUCUAUGAUGGUCACGGUGGCCCUGAUGCGUCUAGCUAUGUCUGUGAUCACUUGUUCAGGCACUUUCAAGCAAUAUCAGCUGAUGCACAGGGAGUUGUGGCAGCUGAGACUAUUCAAAGAGCUUUUCAUGCAACCGAAGAAGGGUUUACUACUCUUGUGUCUGAGUUAUGGACUACUUGUCCCCAAAUUGCAACUACUGGAUCUUGCUGUCUAGUUGGAGUCAUAUUUCAGCAGACCCUCUUUGUGGCAAACUUGGGAGAUUCUAGAGUCGUGUUGGGGAAGAAAGUUGGUAGCACUGGAGACAUUGCUGCUAUUCAGCUAUCAACAGAACAUAAUGCAAACAAUGAGGCCAUUCGGCAUGAACUCAAGGAACUGCAUCCAAAUGAUCCCCAGAUUGUUGUCCUUAAGCAUGGAGUUUGGAGAGUAAAGGGGAUUAUUCAGGUUUCUAGAUCUAUAGGCGAUGUGUAUAUGAAACACGUGCAGUACAACAGAGAACCAAUUAAUGGAAAAUUCAGACUUCCUGAACCAAUGAACAUGCCUAUCUUGAAUGCUAAUCCAACUAUCAUUUCCCAUCCUCUCCAUCCGAAUGAUUCCUUCCUUAUAUUUGCAUCUGACGGGCUUUGGGAACACUUGAGUAAUGAAAAAGCUGUGGAUAUUGUCCACAGUCAUCCACAUGCAGGAAGUGCCAAAAGGCUUGUGAAGGCUGCCCUACAAGAAGCAGCAAGAAAAAGAGAGAUGCGAUAUUCAGAUCUACGUAGGAUUGACAAGAAGGUUCGACGCCACUUUCACGAUGAUAUAACAGUCAUUGUUUUAUUCUUAAAUCACGAUCUUAUAUCCAGAGGCACAGUGCAAGACCCUCCACUUUCCAUCCGAAGUGCUCUGGAACACUGAUAAUUUGAAACUCAAUUCACAUAUUUUCUGCUUCCUCUUAUUACGGCCAACAGUAACACGAAUGCUACACAUACCAUUGGCAAUACAUAUACGUAUAUGCUCAUCUAUAUCGAUAUAGAGGGCACUGACAAAGCUGUUGUGCUACUUGGAUACUAAUGCUGAGGCCCACUUGUUAUGAGAGGCUUAAAAUUUGUAAAAUGUUGCUUUGCUAGAAAAUUACUUAAUUUUGCUACGUAUAAUCCAUGUGUACCCUCUUAUUAUAUAAUCUGCUUCAAUUUCUCUUUCGUUUUCCA
Messenger RNA from Hevea brasiliensis (rubber tree), 2061 nucleotides. Its product is annotated as probable protein phosphatase 2C 42. The record is from RefSeq and is a predicted model, not a curated record. The coding region runs from base 638 to 1768 and encodes 376 amino acids. NCBI's taxonomy places the organism in Eukaryota, Viridiplantae, Streptophyta, Magnoliopsida, Malpighiales, Euphorbiaceae. Gene Ontology annotation, biological process: protein dephosphorylation. The transcript has 4 exons. Gene Ontology annotation, molecular function: cation binding; protein serine/threonine phosphatase activity.